Messenger RNA from Paramacrobiotus metropolitanus, 2671 nucleotides. RefSeq lists its product as uncharacterized. Gene Ontology annotation, biological process: peptidyl-serine phosphorylation; protein autophosphorylation; autophagosome organization. Gene Ontology annotation, molecular function: protein binding; ATP binding; protein serine/threonine kinase activity. NCBI's taxonomy places the organism in Eukaryota, Metazoa, Tardigrada, Eutardigrada, Parachela, Macrobiotidae. Gene Ontology annotation, cellular component: cytoplasm; autophagosome. The coding region runs from base 128 to 1951 and encodes 607 amino acids. The transcript is spliced from 4 exons. The record is from RefSeq and is a predicted model, not a curated record.
UUACGAUUCUGAAGUCAUGAUCGUUUAUCAAAAUAAUAUAUGUAGCAAGUUUGCAUUACUUUUUUUAUAGGGUUUCGGUUGUCACUUCAGCUAAUCAUUUCACACCAGCACAAUCUUUUGUUUUAAAAUGGACCCUGAGGAAACAGUGGUGGAGCUUGGAAAAACAUGUCGGUACAAAACUGCACAUUGUAUUGGAAGGGGCUCUUUUGGGAAUGUCUACAACGCGACGGUUACCGACCGCGGGGAUUACAUCGGAGAAAACAAAGUGGCAGUUAAGAUUAUUCAGCUAGACAAGGAAGAACACUGGGACGAUAAAGAAAUGUAUAACCGAAUGCAUGGCAGGCUGAAAUCACUGCUGGAUCUUGAUACUGAACACUUGGUAGGAUAUUUCAAAAUUAAAAUUAUCACGCCACAUACAGGAAGGCUUUUUUCCGUCGAGCUCGUGAUGGAGUUUUGUUCUGGUGGAGAUCUUGGAAACAGAAUGAAAAAGUUGCACCAAGCUGGAAACUGUCUUGCUUAUUCAGUAGUAAAACAUUACGCAAAAGAUAUUGCUGACGGACUAAGCUAUCUGCAUAAAAAAGCUAUUAUUCAUGGAGAUCUGAAACCGGGAAACGUUCUUAUACGGACCCUACAAGGUGGCGAUGAAAGACUAGUUCUUUGUGACAUGGAUGAUUUAGUGCAAAUGCAGGACCGAAGUACGUGUUCUCGAGAUCUCACCCAUCUUCGAGGCACUAUACGGUAUAUGGCGCCCGAGUUGCUGCAUACUUUUGUUUCGUUGAACGCUAAUGGUGCUAAACAGAACAGCCCUGGAAGAAAAACGGACAUAUGGAGCUUGGGAUGUAUUAUACUGAAGUUGUCGUAUUUCAUAAGCAACCGUCACGACGAAUGUUUAUACAAAGGAACGACAAUAAUCGUGGCGGAUGACAACGAAAUGAAUGAUAAUCGGUAUAUGACCCUGGUCGCCGAGGGAUACGCCCCACUUAUACCUGUUCUGACACACCCGAUUCUGGCCACGUGCAUUGAACGUUGUCUUCGAAUAGAGAGUGAAGACAGAAUUUCCGCAGAUCAAGUGCAGGCUCUGCUGUCUAAAAUUGAAAACUUGCAUUAUAAAGAAAUUGUGCUGUUGCUGCAUCAAAAAACUGUCGGCAGAAACGUUGGUUACUCUAAUACUACGUCGUAUGUUAAUUAUCACCACGCACAAACAUUUGACCCUUCCACUAAUACGAUAAGAAUAUUUCCGCUUCCGGCAAAGUUCGUAGAAAAUCAGCAGCAGCUCAAAUUUACAGCUUUUAAUAGUUCCGCUAUGCUAUGCCAGGCGGAACGUAUCGGGCGAAGUGGCAAUUUGCAAAACGCUAGAUUCUUCGAAACAGUCGUAUGGGAUGUUGCCGAGCAGACGUAUCAUCCUGUUCCUCAUUUUUUACCGGACAGAAGGAUUAACCAUGCCGUUACAGUGAACAACAAGAUUUACUUUACGGACAAAAAUGAUCAUCUGCUGCAUAUAGCCGACCUACUGACACCUUCUACCAUUAUCAGUGUGGAUGUACCAAAGAAAAUAUUUCGGAUUCUAAACGGUGUGCAGCUGGCUGAUAAAAUCAUUUAUAUUGGCAUGCCUAGUAACGGAACAGUUGUAAACGCGAUGUUUGUGGAAUGUUUUGAUACUGUGACCGGUGAAUGGAGUUCCCUUCCCGUUUUACCUGGAUCUCGAGUUCAGUUCGCCAUGCUUGCCUUUAAUAACGAUAUUUACAUUUUUGGCGGUUGUUCGCCUCAAGGAUCCGUGAAAACAUGUUGGCGCUUGAGAAUGUCAACUGAAACUUGGGAAACAAUGGGACCGCUUUUAGAAGACAGGAGAGAUGCUUGCGCUUUUGCCUUGGAUCAGCGUAUAUAUGACUAUCAACAGCAAACUCAUCGGUGGAUCCAUGGCUCCAAAAAAUGGCUUCAUGGGCAUCUUUAAAUUGGUUCUGAACUGCAGUCCCCAUUUAGACGGUCUCCGGUGGCGGUGACCCGGUUUGUUCUUCAACUCGGGCAAGAAGCUUGUGGUUAUUAUUGAUACAGAUGAGAUCGUUGCUGACGGAAACACUUCGCUGGAUGGCAAACUCUUCCACGACCAUACCGGCAAUUAGCGCGAGAAUCAUUCCCAGCAUGACCAGAUGUCCGGUAAGAUCGGUCUGGAACACGUGGUGGACUGAACCCCACAUGCCAAGCGAAGCCACGAAGGGCUGGGCGCUAGACGCGACCGCGAAGAACCAUACAAUAACCAUUAGCAGCAGGUACACGAAAGAGGUUCGGCACAUGCAAUCACUAAUCUCCCGAUCUUCUCCGAAGAAUAUUAGAUUUCUGUUGCCGCCAAACACUCGCACACAUGCCACCACCGAGCCGACCCCCCAUAACAGCUGCAUCCCGUACAAUGGGAUCGUAAAGAAUACGAAGGCCAGCGUUUGCAUCACCGGAAAAAUGUGAGCAGAAAACAGAAGUCCUGAAAAUAAAUCAUAUCCAGGUGUACAUAGGUCUAAACCUGGACACUUAUUACAAAUAGCAAGAAUUUUUGUUACAAUAACAAUAAAUCGGAAAGUUAACCUUUGGUAUGAUUUCUCAGCAAAAUUCUCGGCUCCACCAUGCGUAUCAGGUCGAAACGUUUGCAUCCUUGUUCGAUGUUAUGUGAUACAAAAACUUC